Rhodamnia argentea is the source of this 430-nucleotide messenger RNA. RefSeq names its product heavy metal-associated isoprenylated plant protein 47-like. The coding region runs from base 196 to 423 and encodes 75 amino acids. The record is from RefSeq and is a predicted model, not a curated record. NCBI's taxonomy places the organism in Eukaryota, Viridiplantae, Streptophyta, Magnoliopsida, Myrtales, Myrtaceae. Gene Ontology annotation, molecular function: metal ion binding. The transcript is spliced from 3 exons.
UUGCUCGAGAAGGCUUGAAAAACGCGUCGUCAACGUGUAUGUGUGUAUGGCCGUAUAUAAGCCACUUAUUACCACGCUCGUCUUCUCACAGCCAGAAUCGCUAUUUACACUCAAUUUUUUCUGGGGUUUUCCUGCGCCGACUCCUGUAUAUCGUCCACCUUCCACUGGUUUUGAUCAGAAUAUAUCUGAGAAACUAUGAAGAAGAAAAUGGUGUUGAAGGUUCAGAUGAAAUGCCAGAAAUGCAGAACCAAGGCACUUCAGACCGUCUCCGAAUCAGAUGGUGUAAACUCUGUGGCAAUUCAAGGAGAAGACAAGGACAAGGUGGUGGUGGUUGGGGAAGGAGUUGACGCAGUGCUUCUGGUCAACCGUUUAAGAAAGAAGGUCGGUCCGACUCAGAUUAUUAGCCUCGAAGACUUGAAGUAAAACCCAU